Messenger RNA from Rana temporaria (common frog), 2075 nucleotides. Its product is annotated as gastrula zinc finger protein XlCGF26.1-like. Lineage: Eukaryota; Metazoa; Chordata; Amphibia; Anura; Ranidae. The coding region runs from base 207 to 2015 and encodes 602 amino acids. The transcript is spliced from 8 exons. The record is from RefSeq and is a predicted model, not a curated record.
AUUUUGUUGUAGUCCGUAGUUGAGGACAGGAAGUAGUUCUAUUUGUUUCAGAAUCCUCCUGCUGGGGGUGUGAGGCUGGAGAGUGUGUGCAGACAAGGAGGAGAUGUAUUUAGCUGUACAAGCCAAUCAGUGUUCCAAUUACGAGCUAUAAAAUGCUAAAGACGUGAAAGUAUCUAGAAGGACACAAGGAUCUCUACAAGGACGUCAUGACGGAGAAGCGGCCGCCCCUCACAUCACCGGAUGGAUCCAGUAAUGGGAACCCACCAGAGAGAUGUCCCCGUCCUCUGUAUUCCCGGGACUCCACACAGGAACAUCAGGAGGAUCAGAAUGAAGAUGUGAUUAUUUUUAAGCUUGAAGAUGAAGAAGAUUUGUACAUGGAAGGUGAUGAUCCGUGUAAGAAGGAGGAAACCCCUCCAGAGAUCAGCACAGACCCCGGAGACACCAGAAACACUCAGAGAGAGGCCAAAUCUGAGAAGGAGGAAGAAGGACGUGUGAGGAUUAAAGAGGAGGAGGUUCCUGUAGUGGUCGGCGUGGAUGCACUCAGGAACCGGAACACACCAGAGGGGGGGGCCGGUCCUCUGUAUCCCCAGGCUUCCACACGGGAUGAUCACAAGGAUGAUCAGAGGGAAAAUUUGAUCAAAGUCAAAGAAGAAGCGGAAGAGCCGUACGUGGGAGGUGACGAGCCGCGUAAAGUGGAGGAAAUUCCUCCAGAGAUUGGAAUAGAUGGCAGAUACAAUGCUAAGAACUGGCAAGAAUGCGCCACUAUUUCUCUGCAAAGUGGACUACAAACUGUCGACAUCAUAGCAGAUUCUCCAGGAUACCCUGCCAUUCUCAGUACAGGUCUAACAUCCUGGGGUUCUUCUGGUGACUUGCACCCUAAAACCCAUCCUAGGGCUUACACAGGGAGUGAAACCUUCGCGUGUUCUGAAUGCGGCGAAUGUUUUACCCAGGGAGAGGACCUCACCUCCCACCAGAGAGGUCAUGAAAAGGAGAAGCCAUAUUCCUGUUCCGAAUGUGGGAGAUGUUUUUCUCAAAAAGUUCAGCUCACUAGACACCAAAGAACUCACUCGGCUGAGCAGCCCUUUUUAUGCACGGCGUGUGGAAAAUGCUUUACGGAAAAAUGGACGCUGGCUAAACAUCAGCGUAUUCACGCAAAGGAGAUGGAGUAUUCGCGUUCAGAAUGUGGGAAACGUUUUGCUUUCAAUUCCUCCCUGACUAAGCACAAGAGAACUCACUCUGGGGGGAAGCCGUUCUCGUGCUCGGAGUGCGGGAGGUGUUUUUCAAACAGGGAACGUUUCACUGGGCAUCAGAUGGAUCACGCCGGGAAGAAACUGUUUUCGUGUUCGGAAUGCGGAAAAUGCUUCUCCCAGAAAUCGAAUCUCGCCACUCAUGAAAAAGUUCACACGGGGGUGAAGCCGUAUUCGUGUUCGGAAUGCGGCAAAUGUUUUUCGCAAAAGGCGACUCUUACCACGCACGAGAAAGUUCACACGGGCGAAAAGCCGUAUUCGUGUUCGGAGUGCGGGAAAUGUUUUUCUCAGAAGUCGACGCUCACGACUCACGAGAAAGUUCACACUGGGGUGAAGCCGUAUUCGUGUCUGGAGUGCGGAAAAAGCUUUUCCCAGAAGUCGACGCUCACCACUCACGAGAAAGUUCACACGGGGGAAAAGCCGUAUUCGUGUUCGGAAUGCGGGAGGUGUUUUUCCAACAGACGAAAUCUUAUUGGUCAUCAGACAAUUCAUACAGGGGAGAAGCCGUAUUCUUGUCUAGAAUGUGGUCGAUGUUUUUCCAACGGACGAAAUCUAAUUGCACAUCGGAUAACUCACACGGGGGAGAAACCAUAUACGUGUUCAGAGUGCGGGAGAUGUUUUUCCCACAAGUCCGCCCUUACCAGCCAUGAAAAAAUUCACACUGGGGCAAAGCCAUACUCGUGUUCUGAAUGUGGGAAAUGUUUUUCAUUUAAUUCAUCUCUUUUUAAGCACAAGAAAACUCAUAAUGGGCAAAAGGCAGUUUUAUGAUCUUAGGGCCAGAUCCACAUAGAUCGGCACCGGCGCAGAGUAUCUAAGAUACGCUACGCC